AUGUAUAAAAUGCCGCCAAACGAGCGUUCAGUAAAAAAAUUAAUUGAUUUUAAUUCAAAUGAUGUGAAAUACAGGGAAACAAAUGAUAACUGGAAUUGUUUUAACCACAUUAUUUGGCGCAACGUCUUAUACUACACCGCUAUACACAUAGCGGCCAUAUAUGGCAGUUAUCUAGUAUUCACGUCGGCAAAAAUUUUGACCACACUUUUUGCCAUAUUUUUGUAUCACAUCUCAAUAUUUGGUGUCACCGCUGGUAUACACCGGCUUUGGUCGCACCGAGCGUACAAAGCGUCGCUGCCCUUACGUAUAAUACUUGGCAUAUUUAGCACAAUCGCGUACCAGGGUCCAAUUUAUGAGUGGGCGUGCGAACACCGCGCGCAUCACAAAUACAGCGAGACUGACGCCGAUUGUGUCAACUCAAAAAGGGGGUUCUUUUUCGCUCAUUGCGGUUGGCUUAUGUGUGCCCCACACCCGGCGGUCGCUGACCAUGGUGACAAAAUUGACUCGUCCGAUAUGUUGUUCGACCCGGUGGUGGCCAUACAGCGGCGCCACUACAAGCCGGCGGCUAUCAUAUUGUGUUUUGUUAUGCCGACUGUUGUUCCCAUGUAUUUCUGGUCGGAAACCCUGUGCAACGGGUUCUUUGUGUGCGUUUGGCUCCGGUAUAUACUGGCCCUAAACGCCUGUUGGUUAGUCAACUCGGCCGCACACAUGUGGGGCUAUAAGCCGUACGACGUGAGCAUCGGUCCGACCGAUAAUAGCCCCAUAGCCGCUCUCGUUCUAGGCGAAGGGUAUCAUAACUUUCAUCACACCUUUCCCUGGGAUUAUUCGACCAGUGAAUGGGGUUGGAAGUGUAAUGUGACCACGUUCAUUUUGGACCAAUUGGCAACCAUUGGUUGGGUUUACGACCGCCGGUACGCCACUAGAGAUCUGAUUGAAAAGCGAAGGGCCAGAACCGGACCCAAAGAUCAUGUAUUUAUACAUCAAGAUAUUGGGUAUUAA
Messenger RNA from Medioppia subpectinata, 999 nucleotides. NCBI's taxonomy places the organism in Eukaryota, Metazoa, Arthropoda, Arachnida, Sarcoptiformes, Oppiidae. The record is from the annotation of a GenBank genome assembly.